AUGGAGGUGAUCGAAACCAACCAGCUCAACCAUCUCAAAGACAUAUUCUCCCGAUUCGACAUGGACUCCGACGGCAGCCUCACGCAGUUGGAGCUCGCCGCCCUCCUCCGAUCGAUCGGCCUCAAGCUUUCCGGCGACCAAAUCCACGUCCUCCUUGCCAACAUCGACACCAACGGCAACGGCUCCGUCGAGUUCGACGAGCUCGCCGGCGCCAUUUUGCCGGAAGAGACCCUCAUGAAUCAAGACCAGUUGCUGGGAGUCUUCAACAUUUUCGACCGCGACGGCAACGGGUACAUCACGGCGGUGGAGCUCGCCGGGUCCAUGGCCAAAAUGGGUCAGCCGGUGACGUACCGGGAGCUCGUGGAGAUGAUCCGGGAGGCCGACACCGACGGCGACGGUGUCAUUAGCUUCCACGAAUUCGCCUGCAUCAUGGGGAGGUCCGCCGUGGAUUUUCUAGGGCCGGCGUUUUCAUGA
This is a messenger RNA of Malania oleifera, 474 nucleotides long. Its product is annotated as probable calcium-binding protein CML15. The transcript has a single exon. The coding region runs from base 1 to 474 and encodes 157 amino acids. The record is from RefSeq and is a predicted model, not a curated record. Gene Ontology annotation, molecular function: calcium ion binding; enzyme regulator activity. Lineage: Eukaryota; Viridiplantae; Streptophyta; Magnoliopsida; Santalales; Ximeniaceae.